GCCGCCGCUCCCGGCCCGCCCCCGGCCCGCCCCUGGCCGCCGUGAGGGACGAGGGCGGGCUGAGGCGGCCGCCAUGGCGUGGCCGGGGGGCGCCGCCGUUGGCAACUGUAGGCGUUUGGUGAGCAAAUGUCUACACACCACGGGAAGGUUUCAGAAGAAAUCUGGGACUGAGCACAGGUGGUUGCAGCGGCACUUGAGGGACCCCUUUGUCAAGGCAGCGAAGCAGCAGCAUUACCGUUGCCGAAGUGCGUUCAAGUUACUGGAAAUUGAUGACAAGCUUCAUAUUCUUCGUCCGGGGCUUUCUGUUCUUGACUGUGGAGCGGCACCUGGUGCUUGGAGCCAGGUUGCAGUACAGAGGGUCAAUGCCUUAGGUACCGAUCCUGCUGUCCCCACUGGCUUUGUCCUUGGUGUUGACCUCCUGCGGAUUUCUCCUCUGGAAGGAGCAGUGUUCCUGUCAGAGGCUGACAUUGCAGACCCAAGCACGCUGAAGUCGAUUCAGAGCCUGCUUCCUGCAGAGAAAGUAGAUGUUAUCUUAAGCGACAUGGCACCUAAUGCGACAGGCAUUAAAGAACUGGAUCAUCAGAAGCAGAUCAAUCUGUGUUUAGGCCUGCUGAAUCUGUCCCGAAGUAUUUUAAAGCCAAAAGGAACAAUGCUUUGUAAAUUCUGGGAUGGAUACGAGUCACAUCUUCUGCAAAACAGACUGAAGGAGCAGUUCCAAGACGUGAGAACUAUAAAGCCUCAUGCCAGCCGGAAGGACUCUGCUGAAUCUUAUUAUUUGGCAAGACUGUACAAAGGGAAAUGAAGGCUGAGAACAGCAGGUUAUCGUAACAGGUGAUCAAACAUUGAUUGGAAAUCUGAAUUUGGCAUGUGUUUAAAGAAUAAAUCCCCCCAUCCCUGGGAAAAUCUGACGCAAUUCUGAUGAAGUACAUCAUGCUUUUCAAAAAUAAACCGGGAUGGUGUCCUACUGAGUUUAUCCACUAAUUAUACAAGCAGAGACAUCCAUUCUAGCUUCUUACCUGUGGAGAAAAGUGUUGGGUAUGGAGAGGAAUAAUCUGAAAGGCAACCUGUGGGGCUGACAUAAUGGAAAUGAAAAUAAAACAGUGAUUAUAUGAGUUUUUAAUGUAUGCUUGAAAAUCAUUGCAUUAUUAAUGUCAUAUAUGAGACUAACCAUCAAGGUGGUUGUCAGAAUGAGAGGGAACAGUGAGGGGAGUUUAAGCCAAUUUGUUGCCUCUUCAUCUUUCUUAAAAGCUGGUGCAAUUUGUUAGCACAUGUAAAAAUAGGUAACGUUUUUAUGUGUGUUGGGAUCUGCAUUGUCUCAUGUAUGAUCUGUAAGGCAGCCGCUCGGGGUAUGCGACGUGACUUUGGAAUAUUCAGCCUGAUGGCUCUACUGCAUUUUCUAAAGACAGGUUAUAUUUAGAAAUUGCUACUUCAUGGUACUCAUAAAUCCCGUAAAUGACAGGAGGGCAGGGCCAUUGCUACUGAGAAGAUAAUUUCCCCUGUGUUUUCACUAAUGUUUUGUAUUUGAGCAAUGAUGUUUCUCUAGGUGAAAUGGCAACAUGUUCCCUGGAUCCUAGACACGGAGAAUUACUGAUUGAAUUGCUAGAAUUCUGUUUGGAAAAAUAAAUUUAGCCACUGCCGUAUCUGGAAGUGACAACUUUUACAUUAAAUAGUGCUUUUAUCAGA
Molecule: messenger RNA, 1683 nt
Organism: Falco peregrinus (peregrine falcon)
Lineage: Eukaryota; Metazoa; Chordata; Aves; Falconiformes; Falconidae
Gene: MRM2
Product: mitochondrial rRNA methyltransferase 2
Exons: 3
Coding region: 74-802 (242 amino acids)
Biological process (GO): RNA methylation
Cellular component (GO): mitochondrion
Molecular function (GO): rRNA (uridine-2'-O-ribose)-methyltransferase activity
Source: RefSeq, a predicted model, not a curated record